This is a messenger RNA of Solea solea (common sole), 2262 nucleotides long. It is a transcript of the gene srfbp1, whose product is annotated as serum response factor binding protein 1. The transcript has 3 exons. Gene Ontology annotation, biological process: maturation of SSU-rRNA. Gene Ontology annotation, cellular component: nucleus; 90S preribosome. NCBI's taxonomy places the organism in Eukaryota, Metazoa, Chordata, Actinopteri, Pleuronectiformes, Soleidae. The record is from RefSeq and is a predicted model, not a curated record. The coding region runs from base 93 to 1874 and encodes 593 amino acids.
GUAGCAAACAUGGCUGCCUCCAACGAGAGGAAACGUUUUUGUCGCUGUUGAGGCUUUUUUUUUUUAUAAAUUCGUCUUUCUCGUCGGACAAGAUGGAGAAACUGUUGUCAUCCACUGAGGAAAAAGAGCGAGAAGAAGAGACUGAGGAACAAGAAGGAUCUGAAGGAGAAGGAUCUGGAAAAGGAGGAUCUGAAGAAGGAGUAUCUGAAGAAGAAGGAUCUGGAAAAGGAGGAUCUGAAGAAGGACCUGAAGAAGAAGGGCAAGUAAAUGAUGAUAAUGUAGAGGCCAAUGGAGAUGAUGAAGCAGAGGAAACGGUACAGGCUGCAGAGGAAACGGCACCGGCCACAGAUGAACCAGAGAAGGCUCCCUUGCCUGCUCAGGCUAAAGACAAAAAGCAGGCCGAUGUCCUGAACCUCAACAAUGAGGUGGUGAAGAUGAGGAAGGAAGUGAAGCGAGUGAGAACUUUGAUCAUCCGCAAGCUGACGCGACAGAUUGGUGCCCUGAAGAAGAAGAAGGGGAAAGAGGCUGAAAUUGAGAAGAAUCAGAGGAGAGCUGCCAGGCUGCUGGAGGAGGUCCAUGCCAUGAAGGUUCUCGCACCAGACGUGGUGACCAAGAAAGCCUUGCAGAAGAAGCUUAAUUUUGAAGAAGUGUGUAAAAACACCAAGUCUUCUAUUUCUGACCGGGCUGUAGCACGCAUCGCCACACACCCUCAGUUCGACAAGAAGAUCGAGGCCAUCAAAGCUGCAGUGAAAGCUUUCAAAGAUGAGAGGAUGAACUGUGGGAAGCAGGGAGGAAAGGCGCAAAACAAAUCUGAAAAAGUAAACUUGCCGUGUCCGGACAAAAGAGGAGAAAAAACAAGUGAGAAAAAAGAGGAGGAUGUUACAGUGCAGCUAAAGGAAAUAGCAGACAACAAGGAAGAAGAUGUGAUCCUUGAAGACUCUAAAGAUGAACCUAAACCUGAAAUUGACAUUGUAAUAGAAGCUAAAUCAGCUGAUACUGCUGACGUCCUACCGGAACAAAUACCAGAGUCUGAGAGUGUAGAACAGGCACCAACAAAACCUAGCAAUGAAAAAGUCCCUGUAAAAAAUGAACCUCAAUGUAAAGAUGCAGGUAAGAAGCCGAAUGUUGCAGUGUAUAAGAAAAGGGAAGAGGAAGCAGAGAGCGAGUUAGACUCAUCAGAUGACGAGGAGAAAGAAUACUUUGAUGACAGCACAGAGGAACGCUUCCACAAACAGUCCUCCCAGUCGGAGGAGAGUGAAGAUGACUUCUUUGUAGGAAAAGUGAGUAAAUUUAAGAAGAAGAGGAAGCAGAAUGUUGUAGAAGGGGAAAGAAAGGUUGAGAUGGUGCAGGGAGGAAAAGGAGAAUCCACCAAUAAGGUGAAAACUUCAGACAAGGUCCAGCGAGAACUCGAUGAGCUUGAGUCCAGGCUGAAGUCUAAAGCGACCUCACUUAAGUCUGUGUUCUGUUCUUCCCUCUCUGGGUCUAAGCAGGCUGCAGGCAGAGGGAGAGGUGGAGAUAAAUUCAGGGGCCAAAGAAAACCAAAUGGCAACAGUGGUUUCAAUAGAGAUUCCAGAUUCCAGGGUUCAGGAGAAGAAAGAAAUUCAGGGUACAGCAAGCCCUGUCCUGAAGGCAGAUGGCAAGAGACAGAAGACAAGAGCUUUGCAUCUGCUGGCAGAGGGCGAGGCAGAGGGAGGGGGCGAGGCAGAGGCGAAGUUAUGAGGCAAAACAUGUCAGUGGGUCGGGGUGCCACUUCCCAUCAGCCACCACAGCAGACACUGCAUCCAUCCUGGGAGGCGAGUAAGAAAAGAAAGGAGCAGCAAGGACAAAUCAUGGCCUUCCAGGGGAAGAAGAUCAAGUUUGAUGAUGAUGACUGAAUCAGCUUUUCUUCUUGUAAAUGUCAUGUACAUACCGAGUGACUCAGUCUUUUGUGAUCAAUUGUCACUUACGAUGUUCUAUCAUGUUGUUUUUAAAGGGUGUAAAAGGACAAUGGCUUGAUAUUUCUUGAAAACCACCGUAAGAAACAUUCAAAUCUAAGCUGCAAAACAUGUCACGGAAGUUUAUGACUUUGUGUUAUAGGUUUCGAGUUAACAUGUUCAAUAACAUGCAAUUUGUAAGGAUGUGCUAUACUGUAUAUUCUAUAUUCUUGCCUUUUAUAUCCUAAUAUGUAUUUGGUGAUAUAAAAGCAGUGAUUGUUGUUAUUUUUACUCUUUGUCUGACAUGAUUUUUAAUCCUAAAUUAAAUUGAUGGGUAAGGAUGCCAGGA